Insectozyma verbasci is the source of this 3060-nucleotide messenger RNA. The record is from the annotation of a GenBank genome assembly. NCBI's taxonomy places the organism in Eukaryota, Fungi, Ascomycota, Pichiomycetes, Serinales, Debaryomycetaceae.
AUGAAUUCAAUAAAUAAUAACAACAAUAAUAACUAUAUAACAUCUAAGAAUAUAAAAGAUGUUAAUAGAAGAUCAAUUAGUUAUGAAUAUCAACGUAUAAAACCACCUCUACCAAUAUCGAUUUCAACUACAUCUUCAUCUUCAAGUACUAAUACAACUAUAAAUUCAAGAAAUAACUCAAAAGAUAAUUUAACAUUACAACAACCUAGAGUCACAUCAGAUUCAAUAAUGUAUAAUAAUAGCAUAUCAAAAGAUGAUUUUAAAUUUGUUAGUCCUGUAAUAGAAUCUCCAACUCAAAGUUUAAAUUCAAAUGCCGUGAAUUCAAUAAUUUCAAAUUAUAAUUAUUCAAAAAGUUCAGUAGAUUUACAAAAAACACAAUCAUCAUCACAACAACAACAACAGCAACAGCCACCCGCUCCACCUCCUAUAGAUUAUUCACACAAUCGACAAAACUCCGAAUCAUCAACUGUUUCUGGUUCUUCAAUUGAACAGCAAAAUAAGGAUAAAAGAUUUGUGCGGUAUGCUAUGGGAUCAAAUAAUCAUCUGAGUAAAUGGAAUAUAAAUAACGUUUUGAAAUGGUUAGAUAAACAUAAUUUUAAUAAUUCAUGGAAGGAAACUUUUCGAAGGAAUGAGAUUUCAGGUAAUAGAUUUUUAGAAUUGGAAAAUUUUGAAAAAGAUUCAAUAAUAUGGCAGCAAUUUUCAAAAUAUUUAGAUUGUAAUGAUGCAUUGAAUUCAAUAGAUAGGUUUAUAGAAUUAUUGAGAAAUGAGGAUAAAGAUAAAGAACCAAAAGAAGAAACUCGAAGGCAUCAUAAAUCAACUUCUUCAAUUAGUAGUUCUGAAGUAUCACCAUCAUUUUUUAAAAAACAUAAAGAUCAAAUGAAAAAUGAAUAUAGAAAAAGUGGUAUAUUAAAUACAAUUAGAAAGUAUGGUGGUGAUAAAAUUAAAUCAAAAGGUAACAGAAAUUCAGCAUUGGAAAUACCUUCAUUUGAACCAUUGGAAUUGCAACCUCAACAAAUUCAACAAUCACCCAUAUCUCCAACUUUUUCAAUUGAAUCUUUAUCUAUUGAUGAAAAAUAUUUACCUAAACAACAAGGAAAUGAUCAAAUGAUAUUAGUUACAAAGGAAAAUAGAACAUUCACUCCAAUAAAAGUAGACUUUUCAAAUAUAAAAUCAAGUAUUAUUAAUCAAUUAGGUCUUAUUGAAAUAGGAACUAUUACAUUCCAUUUAACUGAUUUUAAUUCAAAAGAAGGUGAAGCAUUACCCGAUGAAAUUUUAUUUAAAUUAGUCAAACAGGGUAUAAAAUUAUUAGUUAAACAAGAAUUAAGAUCACCUCAAGGUACAAACAUUUCAACAACUUCAUCAGACUCUAAAUCUUUUGAUGAAGGUAGUCAGAAAACAUAUCCUGCAACUCCUCAAUAUCUAUUACAAAAUAAAAAUGAUCCAAAAGUUGAUUAUUGGAAUUUUAAAGAAUUAUCAAGAAUUAAUGAAAAGAAAAAUUUACCACUUCGAGAUUCAAAACCAUUUCCAUUAAAAUUACCAAAUAAAGAAAAACCACCAUUACAAGUUAAACCUUCAUUUAGAGUUUUACGGAAAAAUGAAAUUGAUUUUGAUGAAAGAAGAAGAAAAUCUUCAAAUGAAAAUCAUCCAACAUUAAUUAACAAUAUUUAUUCAAGUUCAGUUUCAGAUUUAAAAAAAUCUCCAAUUAGUGCAUCAACAAUUAUAAAUGAUACAAAAAAAAGUUUAAAAGCAAAACGUGCAGCCCCACCACCACCGAUAAAGAGAAAAGAAACAGAAGAUGAAUUUUUUAUGAAACGUACAAUUACUCCAAGAAUUGAACAAGAUGAAUAUUUUAUGAAACCAGCUAGUAGUACUCCUAAAUUUGAAGAAGAUGAAUUUUUCAUGAAACCUAUGAAAUCGGUUAAAAUGAAUGUUCGACCUCCAAUUGAGGAAGUCUAUAAUAAUCUUGAGAAGUAUUUUCCUCAUACAGAUUUGGAUCAACCAAUUAUAGAUGAUUCAAAAAUUUCAAGAACUUUUUCAAAUGCAAAUGAAUAUACACCAGUUAAAAGAAUGAAAACAAUUAGAGGAGUUGCAAAUGAAGCUAAAAGAAAAGUAUCAUUAUCUAGAUCUAAUACGACGAAAAUGUGGGGUCAAAAAGUUACAGAAGUUACGUCAAUUGAUAGAUUUAUAAGCAAAACUUGUAAUAAAACUGGUAAUUUUCAAGAAUUUGCAUGGAUUAAAGGAGAAUUAAUUGGAAGAGGAUCAUUUGGAGAAGUAUAUUUAGGUUUUAAUGUUACAACAGGUGAAAUGUUGGCUGUUAAACAAUGUAAAUAUAAUUCAAUUGGAUUAGAUGUUUUAAUUAAAGAAGUUGAAACAAUGAAAGAUUUAGAUCAUUUAAAUAUAGUACAAUAUUUAGGAUAUCAACAAACAAAAACAACGUAUUCUUUAUUUUUAGAAUAUGUAGCUGGUGGAUCAAUUGCUAGUUGUUUAUUAAGUUAUGGGAAAUUUGAUCUGGAAUUAAUUCAAUAUCUUACAAAACAAGUAUUAAAAGGGUUAAAUUAUCUACAUAAAAAUAAUAUUAUUCAUCGAGAUUUAAAAGCGGAUAAUUUAUUAUUAGAAUUAGAUGGAAUUUGUAAAAUUGGAGAUUUUGGUAUUUCUAAAAAGACAAUUAAUGUAGAUGGACCUUAUCAAAAUGAAAAUGGAUCAAUUCAAGGUACAAUAUUUUGGAUGGCACCAGAAGUUAUACAAAAUCAAGAUGGAUAUUCAGCAAAAAUAGAUAUAUGGUCAUUAGGUUGUGUUGUAUUAGAAAUGUUUAACGGUAAAAGACCAUGGGAUAAUACUGGAGCAAUGCAAGCUAUUUAUAAUAUAGGUAGAAUGAAGAGUCAUCCACCUAUAAAUCCAGAAAUUGAAGAAUGUGCUAAAAAUUUUAUAAAGAAAUGCUUUACGUUAGAUCCAAAUUAUAGACCAACAGCAGCAGAACUUUUAGAAGAUGAAUUUAUGAAACCAAAGAAUGAAUUUAAUUUCAACUUACAUCCAUUGUAUAAAAUAAUAAAUAAGAGUUGA